Loxodonta africana (African savanna elephant) is the source of this 8879-nucleotide messenger RNA. RefSeq names its product WIZ zinc finger (gene WIZ). Gene Ontology annotation, molecular function: RNA polymerase II cis-regulatory region sequence-specific DNA binding; DNA-binding transcription factor activity, RNA polymerase II-specific. The record is from RefSeq and is a predicted model, not a curated record. Gene Ontology annotation, cellular component: nucleus. The transcript is spliced from 13 exons. Bases 168 to 5831 code for a protein of 1887 amino acids. Lineage: Eukaryota; Metazoa; Chordata; Mammalia; Proboscidea; Elephantidae. Gene Ontology annotation, biological process: regulation of transcription by RNA polymerase II.
GGCCGCGGCACCGGCACCGGGAGCGGCAGCGGCGGUAGCAGCAGCGACGGCCGCACUGAGCGGAGAAACCCAGAGCCCCGGAGCCCCGCCAGCGGCGCCUCCUCCUCGGCCCACAAUGCCCCACUGAGCCAACCUGGAAUCUGAGGGGAGCAGCGCAGAAAGCACCCAUGGAUGGGACCCUAGCAGGGGGCCUGGCCGCCCCGGACCGUCCCCGUGGCCCUGAGAGACUGCCCGGCCCGGCGCCAAGGGAGGACAUUGAGGGUGGGGCUGAGGCUGCCGAAGGGGAAGGUGGCAUCUUCCGAUCUACCCGUUACCUGCCUAUCACCAAGGAGGGCCCCCAAGACAUUCUGGAUGGCAGAGGUGGCAUUUCCGACGGGCAGCCCCAUCCCGGCCUCAGCGAAGCCCUCCCCCGUGCCACCUCCGCCACCCAUCGGAUCAGCAGCUGCUUCUGGGAUGGAGGUAUCCUGGACUUCCGACCAGGCUCCUCCCCACCUCACCUCCUGGGCCACUUAACUGGCCCCCAUGAUGGCCAGGGGCCCUGGGAUGACCCCCUAGUCCAGGAGGCCAGGGAGGGCAUCCCUUCGGAGCAGAGGUUCGAGGACUCGGUCAUUGUGAGGACCGUGAAGCCCCACGCCGUGUUUGAGGGCUCUAGAAGGCUCUUGCAUCGCCACCAGGGGGGACCAAAGCUGGCGGAAAAGGGACCCUGUGGUCGCUCCAGCCUCCACUGGCUUGAGGACUCAGAGGAGCGGGUCCCCCACCAGGACAUGAGGCUACACCUGGACUCCUUCCAGAGGGUCCUUGUGCCAGCAGACAACCCUCGGACGAUGGCUAUAGCAGUCACGCAAGGGGACCUAGUGGACCCCAAGGCGCUGGCCCUACCAUCUGAGUGGAGCCUGCCAAGGGCUGCCUCGGAGGUGGCCACACAGACCUGGACAGUGAACUCGGAGGCAUCUGUGGAGCGGCUGCAGCCACUGCUGCCACCUCUGCAGACUGGGCCCUACCUGUGUGAGCUGCUGGAGGAGGUGACUGAGGGGACAACCAGCCCUGACGAGGAUGAGGACGAGGACGAGGAGCCGGCCGUGUUCCCGUGCAUCGAGUGCAGCAUCUACUUCCGGCAGAAGGAGCACCUCCUGGAGCACAUGAGCCAGCACCGCCGCACCCCGGGCCAGGAGCCCCCAGCUGAGCUGGCCCCGCUGGCCUGCAGCGAGUGUGGCUGGGCCUUCACUGACCCUGGCACUCUUGAGCAGCACCGGCAGCUGCACCAGGCCUCCCGGGAGAAGAUCAUCGAGGAGAUCCAGAAGCUGAAGCAAGUACCUGAGGAUGAAGGCCGGCAGGCACGGCUGCAGUGCCCCAAGUGUGUCUUCGGCACCAACUCCUCCAAGGCCUUCACGCAGCACGCCAAGCUGCAUGCACGUGAGCACCGUGGCCUGGAGGCUCCAGAGCCCUAUGGCAGUGGUGGGGGCAGCAGUGGGGUUGGCAGCCCAGGCUCCGAGGCCCCCAGCCUCGCCUUCAAGCCCUACGCGUCAGCCCCAGGCCUCAGUGCCUGCGGCUUCUGCGGCUUCCCCGCACCGAGCGAGAGCCUGCUGAGGGAGCACGUGCAGUUUGUGCACGCCCGUCCCCACUGGGAUGAUGGCGAGGCUUUUGAGGAGGACCCCGCCAGCCAGCCAGGCACUAGCCAGGAUGCAUAUGCUCGCUUCCCCAAUGCUGCUGAGGACUACUUUGGCAAAGCUGAGCCACACUUGGCCUCCCCAUGGCGGGCGAGUCCUUCUGGGUACGACCCCAGUCUGGCCUUUGGGCCAGCCUACCAGCAGCUGAGCAUGCAGGAUUUCCCACUGUCAAAGUCUCCCCUUUAUGGCGCCUUCCAGAGGCCACUCGGAAAGCCAGCCUAUUCCUCCCCAUUAGCAUCCGCCCCUUACCCCGUGCAGCCAAGAAAUAAAAGCUCUGUCUACCCGCUGCACCCACAGGAGCUGGAGGGUGCUGUGGGUUGCGAACUCCUGGGCCAGCUGGGGGACCAGAGGCACCCCUGGAGCAGAGAGGAGGAUGACGUGACCCUGAUCUCUGAAAUGGACUUUACCCCCGAAAACCGGGUCUCUCCACCUCCAGCUGUCACCCUCAUCCCACAGCUGGCUCUGGAGCUCAAGCGGACUUUUCAAGGAGCCCUGCAGGCAGCUGAGGGCUCACAGGCCCAGCAACAGCAACUCCGUAAGAUGGUCCCAGUUGUGCUGGUGGCAAGGCUCGGGCCGCAAGUCAUGGCAGCGGCCAGGGCACCCCCAAGGCUGCAGGCUGAGGAACUGGGGCUGGGAGGUGCCCACCCCCUGGACUUCCUGCUGCUAGAUGCACCGCUCGGUGGUCCACUGGGGCUGGACACACUCCUAGAUGGGGACCCAGCGGACCUGAAGCACGAGGAACGGAAGUGUCCCUACUGCCCGGACCGCUUCCAUAAUGGCAUUGGCCUGGCCAACCACAUCAGGGGCCACCUUAACCGCGUGGGUGUCAGCUACAAUGUGCGGCACUUCAUCUCAGCCGAGGAAGUCAAGGCCAUCGAGCGCAGGUUCUCCUUCCAGAAGAAGAAGAAAAAAGUGGCUAACUUCGACCCGGGCACCUUCAGCCUUAUGCGCUGUGACUUCUGCGGGGCUGGCUUUGACACACGGGCUGGCCUCUCCAGCCAUGCCCGUGCCCACCUGCGUGACUUCGGCAUCACCAACUGGGAGCUCACGGUCUCGCCCAUCAACAUCCUGCAGGAGCUGCUGGCCACCUCAGCGGUCGAGCAGCCCCCCAGUCCACUGGGUUGUGAGCCUGGGGGACCACCUGGUGCCUAUCUCACCUCCCGCCGGCCCCGCCUACCUCUCACAGUACCCUUCCCGCCCACCUGGGCCGAGGACCCUGGACCAGUCUACGGAGAUGGCCUAGGUUCUGAGGAGAAUGCAAUGGUGCCCAUGGACCUGGGCUCCCCAUUGCUCCCCAAGAAGAGCCUGCCUGUCCCUGGGCCCCUGGAGCAAGUGGCCAAUCGGCUGAGCAGCAAAGUGGCUGCAGAGGUUCCCCAUGGCAGCAAGCAGGAGCUGCCGGACCUCAAGGCCCAGAGCCUGACCACCUGCGAGGUGUGCGGUGCCUGCUUCGAGACUCGAAAGGGCCUGUCAAGCCACGCACGCUCCCACCUGCGGCAACUGGGGGUGGCUGAGUCAGAAAGCAGCGGCGCCCCCAUUGACCUCCUCUAUGAGCUUGUCAAGCAGAAGGGCCUGCCUGAUGUGUCCCUUGGGCUGCCGCCAGGCCUGGCCAAGAAGUCCAGCUCGCCGAAGGAGGUGGUUGCUGGAGCCUCGCGCCCCGGCCUGCUCGCCCUGGCCAAACCCCUGGAUGCCCCCGCUGUCAACAAGGCCAUCAAGUCACCACCUGGCUUUUCGGCCAAGGGCCUAUCUCACCCCCCCAGCUCCCCGCUCCUCAAGAAGACACCGCUGGCCCUGGCGGGCUCCCCGGCUCCGAAGAACCCCGAGGACAAGAGUCCCCAGCUGUCUCUGAGCCCCCGGCCGGCUUCCCCAAAGGCACAGUGGCCCCAGUCGGAGGAUGAGGGGCCCCUGAACCUCACUUUAGAUAGUGACGGGGGCCGAGAGCUGGACUGCCAGCUGUGCGGUGCCUGGUUUGAGACCCGCAAGGGCCUGUCCAGCCACGCCCGCGCCCACCUGCGCCACCUGGGCGUCAGCGACCCGGACGCCAAGGGAUCCCCCAUAGACGUGCUCCACGGGCUCAUCAGGAGGGACGGCGUCCACCUCCGCCUCCCACCGGGGCGCGGCGCCCUGGCCCAGCCGGGGCGGCCUCCUCCUGCCUCCGCGGCCCUCUCCUUGCUCCCCCCCCCACCGCCGGCCAAGAGGGCCAAGCUGAAGGCUGUGGGUGCGGCAAGCCCCUGGGGGAAGCAGGACCUCUCGGCCACCGCCACUGCUGGCAUUUUCUGGGCCUCUGAUGUGGAGCCGGCUCCUCUCAACCUCUCCUCGGGCCCCGAGCCAACACGCGACAUCCGCUGUGAGUUCUGUGGGGAGUUCUUCGAGAACCGCAAGGGCCUGUCCAGCCAUGCGCGGUCCCACCUGAGGCAGAUGGGCGUGACCGAGUGGUAUGUCAAUGGCUCGCCCAUCGACACGCUGCGAGAGAUCCUCAAGAGGCAGCAGGCCCACUCCCGGCCCGGUGGACCCCCAAACCCGCCGGGACCCAGCCCCAAGGCCCUGGCCAAGAUGGUGGGCGGUCCAGGGAGCUCGUUGGAAGCCCGCGGCCCUGCCGAUUUACACCUCUCGCCAAUGGGCAAGAAGUUGCCGCACCCGUCAGGCAGCCCCCUGGGCCACUCACCAGCUGCUUCUCCGCCCCCCACGGCCCGGAAGAUGUUCUCAGGCCUGGCUGCCCCCUCCUUGCCCAAGAAGCUGAAGCCUGAACAGAUGCGGGUGGAGAUCAAGCGGGAGAUGCUGCCCGGGGCCCUUCACGGGGAGUCACACCCGUCUGAGGGGCCCUGGGCGGCGUCUCGGGAAGACAUGACCCCCCUGAACCUGUCAUCCCGGGCUGAGCCAACACGUGACAUCCGCUGCGAAUUCUGUGGCGAAUUCUUCGAGAAUCGCAAGGGCCUGUCGAGCCACGCGCGCUCCCACCUGCGACAGAUGGGUGUGACCGAGUGGUCUGUCAAUGGCUCGCCCAUUGACACGCUGCGGGAGAUCCUCAAGAAGAAGUCUAAGCUGUGCCUCAUUAAGAAGGAGCCCCCUGCCGGCGACCUGGCCCCAUCCCUGGCAGAGGAAGGGCCCCCCACCGCCGCCCCUGGGAUCCUGCAAGCUCCCCUGCCGCUGGCACCCCUGGUGGGCCGGCCUGGCAAACUAGGAGUGGGGCCUGCCCAGGUCCCCCGCGAGCUCAGCCUGACGCCCAUCACAGGAGCCAAGCAUUCAGCUACCGGCUACCUGGGCACGGUGACAGCUAAGCGUCUGCUGCAGGAGGACCGCCUCCUCCCCGCGGAGGUCAAAGCCAAGACCUACAUCCAGACUGAACUGCCCUUCAAGGCCAAGACCCUCCAUGAGAAGACCUCCCACUCCUCCACCGAGGCCUGCUGUGAGCUAUGUGGCCUCUAUUUCGAAAACCGCAAGGCCCUGGCCAGCCACGCACGGGCACAUCUGCGGCAGUUUGGCGUGACCGAGUGGUGUGUCAAUGGCUCACCCAUUGAGACGCUGAGCGAGUGGAUCAAACACCGGCCCCAGAAGGUGGGCGCCUACCGCAGCUACAUCCAGGGUGGCCGCCCCUUCACCAAGAAGUUCCGAAGCGCAGGCCAUGGCCGUGAUGGUGACAAGCGGCUGGCCCUCGGGUUGGCACCUGGUGGCCUGGCCAUGGUCGGCCGCAGUGCUGGGGGUGAGCCAGGUCCUGAGGCCAGCCGGGCAGCUGAUGGCGGGGAGCGGCCUCUGGCAGCCAGCCCACCAGGCAUGGUGAAGGCAGAGGAGCACCAGCGGCAGAACAUCAACAAAUUCGAACGCCGACAAGCCCGGCCCCCAGAUGUGGCCUCGGCCCGGGGUGGCGAGGAGGCUAAUGACCUGCAGCAGAAGCUGGAGGAGACGCGGCAGCCCCCGCCCCGGGUCCGGCCGGUGCCCUCCUUGGUGCCCCGGCCCCCCCAGACCUCACUCGUCAAGUUUGUCGGCAAUAUCUACACCCUUAAGUGCAGGUUUUGUGAGGUAGAAUUCCAGGGCCCCCUCUCCAUCCAGGAGGAGUGGGUGCGGCACUUACAGCGGCAUAUCCUGGAGAUGAAUUUCUCCAAAGCAGACCCCCCGCCCGAGGAGCCCCAGGCCCCGCAGGCACAGACAGCGGCAGCAGAGGCGCCCUAACACAGAAGCAUUCCAGACUCCCUCUCAUGCCACCUCUAUCUCCUUUUCCUUCUCUGUGUCCUCGUCCUCCCCUCUUUCCUCUUUUCCGUUUCCAAAGGAGCAAGCCAAAACCUCAAACCGGUGCCCCCUGGGGGCCGGGCACACUACAGCUGGGGUGCCGGGAGCCAGCUAGCUGCCCAUCCCCCAGCCCGAGGACUCUGGGGCCACAGGGUAUCUUCCUGCAGCCCAUACCCACCUGAUCGGGCAGGGGCAGCACCCGGGUCUUGGUGGCAGCUGACCUGGUCACAGGGGGGCAGUGUUCCCCUGUGCCCAGCAGCCAGGCAAGGCUAUGUCUGCCACCUAUGACCAUUUGCAAAGACCCCAAAGACCCUUGUUCUGGUUCCCGCUCGCCCCGUGACUAUCCUCUCACAUGCACACACAUGCAAACACACGUGCGUGCAUGCACACACACGCACCUUGCGAGGCCCGGGAUCUGCCCCAGCCCCCCACUUCCUGCGUCGAGCAGCCCCGUCACGCCAUGGUGCUUGCUCAGGGGAAGCCAUGCUCCCUCUGCUGGGCCCCCUGGGGCCCGGGAGGCCCCCACUGAGCCCACGAUGCCACGGAAACCCUCAUUGGCCACCCCCCUCCCUGAGGGGCCUUCCCAGCUGGGAAGAGCUCAGAGCUCAGAGCUGACAGCUAUGUCCUGCCGUGUCUAGGCCCCCCAGAGCCUUGGGGGUCCGGGGGGGGGUGGGACUCUUCUCCCCCCACUCCCAACCUGCCCCCUUCCCACCUUUUCACUGUUGCUUUCUAUGUAUAGCUCCCUAGACCCUUCACUUUUUUAAAAAUGCGUUUUGUGUAGAGAAUAAGGAACGUCGAUCUUUUUAAUUUGCAAUCCUGGGCCAGGUAAAUACCGGGAAGGCUGAUUGACCUUUUAACUUUUUCCAGUGGCAACCUUUUGGUUAUCGAUGUACCUAGAAGUCUGUAAAUUAGAUUAAAUUUCUCUUCUGGAAACACACCGGGGCAGGCAGCCAGCGUGCGUGUUUCUCUUGGGUGGACAGGCUGGCUUUGGCUGCCAGCCAGGGCUGGGAUUGGCCUGGGCUUCCUACUGGCCACCAAGCCAACCAGGCCCAGUUGGGGAUGAGCCGAGUUGCCCAGCUGGCAGCCCUCAACACCCUGGGUAGUGGGAGUCUCUGGCUGGCUGGGGGGUGACUCAUGUGAACAGAGGAGAUGCUACCCAGGGCUCCAGGAGGCUGGUCUGUGCAGGGAGCCAGGGCUGGGAAGCAACUGAGGCUGGGAGGGCUUUCUAAGGGCAGGAGCUGUCCAGCAAGGGAGUGGGGGCCUAUGGAGGGAGGGAGGAGCAGGAAGCAGCCAGAAGCAUUCCAUGGGGGGCCAGCAGGAAGGACCUGACCUGGAGACAGGUGACUUCUAUGAAGAUACAUGCAUCCUGAGCCCUGGUGACAUCAGGGAAAGAAAGGGGAGCACUGACUCCCUUGCGAUGUUAUUUACAUGCUUGUGCUGCAGAUGUUUGUUGAACAUUUCUGAGAUUUGAAUCAAGAGACCUCGUUAGCUGCUCCUUGUUGAUCACAUGCUGUUUUUAACCUCACCAUUGUCGCUAAGUCCCUGGAUGUUGCCGAUGGUUUGUGCUGAACUCGAAACCUAAAGGUUGGUUCAAACCCACCAAUCAGUGCCACGGAAGAAAUGCCUGGAGAUCUGUUACCACUAAGAUUACAGCCAAGAAAACCCUAUGGAGCAGUUCUCUGUAACAUUUGGACUCACCGUGAGUCAGAAUUGACUCCACAUCAACCAACAACAAUCCCUCCUACAGUCAGCUAUUGGAGAUGUCUGUUGUUGGCUACCUUCAAGUCACCCAUGACUCCUGGGAACCCCAUGCACAAAGAAAUGAAGCACUGCCUGGUCCUGCAGCACUUCCAUGAUGGGUUGCAGUUUGGAUCAUGGUGAUCCACAGGGUUUUCAAUGGCUGAUUUCCUAAAGUUGAUUGCCAGGCCUUUAUUCCUAGUCUGUCUUAGGAAGCUCUGCUGAAAUCUGUUCAGUAUCAUAGCAACACGCAAGCCUCCACUGAUGGAUGCUUGGUGGCUGCGUAUGAGGUGCAUUGGUCAGGAAUCCAACCCCGGUCUCCUGCGUGGAAGGUGAGGAGUCUACCAUUGAUCCACCAAUCCCCUGGAGAUGGCUGACUGCAGUGUUACCUGUUUGUGUCCUGCCUGACUCUACUGGAUUUUUUUAUUCGAAAGAGCUGAAUACAGUCCUUGCCAUAGAGGGAUCUUUUCCUAAAACAUUUCUGAACACAUCCCUUCUCUGCUUAAGCAAUACUAUUAUCUCUCUCAAUGGUCUAUGAGGGCCGUGGGUGUUAAAUCAAUAACAGAUGGGGUGAAAUGAGGGCCGGGGCAGCCAGUGCUGUGAGUGACGCUCUAGGACCCAGGAGAGGUGCUCUAAGCCUUAGUUUUGGAGACCAGGUAAGCAUCCCUUAGGGGUGACACGGAGGGGAACCCCAAAGCUGGAGUACACGUCAAUCAGAGUGUUGUGUGCUGCUUCUGUGGUUUCUCACUUAACGCAUCAAAACCUUGCCCCACAUGGCCGCAAGUCCUGUCUGCGUAAGCCCCAAUUUGAGGGGAGGAUUUUUUUUUUUUGUCAAAAUAUUACAAAACAUGCCAUCUCGACCAUUUCUACGUGUUAUACUGAUUGCAUUCUGCAAGUUGUGCCAGUGUUCUUGCUAUGCUUUUCCAAAUCACUCCACCACCAUGAACAUAAACCCAAUGUCCCCCUAAGCAAAAAUUCUCCCUUUGUCUCUUCCCCUGGUAACCAAUAAUAAUCUUCGGUUUCUAUAUAUUUUUUAUGUAAGAGAUCACACAGUAUUUUUCCUUUUGCAACUGAUUUCUCUUAGCAUGAUGUUUUCAAGGCUCAUCAUCUAUGUUGUGGCGUGCAUCAGGACUUCUGUAUGGCUGAGUAAUAUUCCAUUGUGUGUGUACACCGCAUUGUGUUAAUCCAUUUAACUGUCGAUGGACAUUUGGGUUGUUUCCACCUUUUGGCUGUUGUGAAAAGUGCUGCGAUGAA